Nematocida major is the source of this 534-nucleotide messenger RNA. RefSeq names its product 60S ribosome subunit biogenesis protein NIP7. The coding region runs from base 1 to 534 and encodes 177 amino acids. The transcript has a single exon. Gene Ontology annotation, cellular component: nucleus. Gene Ontology annotation, biological process: ribosome assembly. The record is from RefSeq and is a predicted model, not a curated record. Lineage: Eukaryota; Fungi; Microsporidia. Gene Ontology annotation, molecular function: RNA binding.
AUGCGCCCACUGAAAGAAGAAGAGUUCCAGAAAAUAGAGGGCAAGCUGCGGCAGUACAUGGGCAACAAUUUGGGCUCAUUUCUCAAUCCUGUGAACGAGUUGGUAUACCACGACCAGAGAGUCUAUUACGCAAGGAAGGAUCUGAUCAAAAAGGCAAGCAUGCUUGCACGGGAGAGCAUUAUGUGCAUAGGAACGUGCAUGGGGAGGUUCACAAAAACCGGAAGCUUCAGGAUCAAGAUCACCGCCCUGCACAUGCUUAUGACGUAUGCGAGCGCAAAAGUGAAGGUAAAGCAGACUUCUGAAAUGAACGUCCUCUACGGAAACCACGUCCAGAGAGCGCACCUGUGCAAUGUGGCUCCAGACAUAAAAAAGAACGCAGGCGUGGUCCUUACGACGUCUUCAAGCGUCCCCAUCGGGUUUGGGCUCAUGACAAAGUCUGCGAGCGAAAUCGUGGCUGGAGACAGAACAGCCAUUGUCGUGGUCCGGCACGGGGAUACUGGAGAGUACCUGCGAGACGAAAGUGCCCUCAUGUAG